GCUGCAGUCUUCAUACAAUUCUUCAUGAAUUCCAUGAUCCUAAAAUCACUAGGCAUUCUGCUGGUGUCCGUGGUGGAGGAGUUCGAAACAGAUACCUGGGUCACUGGAACUGUGUUUUCCCUUGUAGAAUGCGGUAGGGAUAUUUGCGCACCUUUAGCUGGGCCCUUGGGGCGGAGGCUGAGCCCACGAGCCGUUGUCAUGGUAGCCGGCGGAUUGGUCUGCUUAGGAUUUGUGACCACAUCAGUGUCAUCCAAUAUCCUACAGGUUGCAUUGUCACUCACUCUGCUGAUAGCUAUUGGACAGUGCUUAGCCAACGUCUUGACUCGUUCAUCACUCGGUGAACAUUACGACGUGAAUGGUUUCGCACUGGCUUCGGGGAUCGCAAGGACUGGGUCAUCCAUUGGCCUGGUCUGUCUACCCUCUCUAGUGCAGCUAUUUCUCAACACGUAUGGAUGGAGAGGAGCCAUGCUUAUUCUCGGUUCCAUUGGUGCCCAUCUUGCCUUGAGUGGCGCCCUGUUGAUUCCUCCUCCAAAAGAGACUGGGAACAGGACAACAGGCGGCUACCAGCUACUUUCUCAUACUUCCCAUAAACAUGAAGCAGAAAAUUACGUCAACUACAGUAUCCUGGCGUUUCUGAGGUAUAUUUGUAUGAAAAUGGGAGGAGCUCUCGACCUCUCUUUAAUGAAGAACCUGGACUUUUGGACCAUAACUCUUAUUGUCGUGACUAUUCGAUUCAGCCAAUCAGCGUGGUACAUUUAUUUUGUUCCUCGCGCCGUUGCCAUUGGAGUCUCUAAUGAAGAAGCCACAAUAAUUGUGACAAUUGCCGCGCUUGUCCAGUUGGUCUCCGGCAUACUAGGUAGUGGCCUAGUGUAUACAGGGAGGGGGACGAGUACCAGCAUCAUGGCGGUGAGUGUUACUCUCGUCGCUGUCUCCUUUUUUGUUGACCCCUGGAUGACCUCGUGGUGGCCGUUGUUCGCUAACGCCGCCCUCUUCUUGUCAGGCAUGGGGAUGGUGAUAACUUUGGUUGACGUCAUGGUGAAGGAGCUCCUUGGGGUUGACAGGAUGGCCAGCGCCUUCGGAUGGAUGGGAUUUCUGUCUGGAAUAGCUAGGCCUUUCUCUGGAUUUAUCCCAGGCUGGAUUUAUGACCACUCCAGAAGUUACAACACAGCUUUCAUCAUUCUUGGAGCCAUCCAAACAACGUCACUGAUCCCACUGGUCAUUAAAAGACUCAAGACGAGUGUGCCCAAGUCGCUUUCCCCGCAUUGACUAGCUUCUACAAGCGUGCUUUCAACAUCUACUUAAAUGUGCCACGCUCUCUACGUCACAGGUUGGUCGAACAACGACUACAAUGACACCCAACUUAGCUCCGCGUACAUGUAUGAUGCUUGUCCAAUUAGGCUGAGUCCGAAUGCUUGGAUCCGGCUUGAAUUGCACAAAACUCUAUGGGAAGUGAAUACAACUAUGUAGCCUACUGCCUUAGAUUCUGGUGUAAUUUGAGGCCGCAGCUAAGUUAUUCGGAUACAGCCCCAGAGGUCAGAACUAGUCGAUUUGCAGGUGAAAGUUAACUAUUCAACUAUUCAAUAUUUACUUCGUAAAUAUUAACUCUGGUUACCGAUGUUUCGUGAAGGGGUACUUUGAAAAGUGUGAGUAAAUUUUCGGCAAAUUUCUUAUUCAGAUGGGCGUAUCUUUUAAUUUAUGUACAUUAAGAUUAUAUUAACCAAUUAUCGCUUAAGCAGAAUAUGCGGGAGAGGUGUUGAUAAACCAAAAUAUUGACUGCUUUUUCUCGAUGUGUUGUAAAACUAGCCUCUCUCAGUGAUGGAACAUUCUAAAAUAGAAUUCUCCAUGGAUCACCUAGGGAGACUAGUUUUACGACAUCACCUCAAGCAGUCAAAAUUUGUACUGUGCCCAUGAUUGCUGCUGGCGGGACCGCAGCAGAGAUUAUGUUGGUGGCGGUUGUAGUUUUGGAAAACAAAUAUAAAAGUAGUUAAUUUAAUAACAAUUAAAAGAAAUAUAUUCGAUAAAUUAUUGACCCAUGAAAAGGUUAUGGUGUACUAUGCCAACGAUUUCCGGUUUCAUACAUGGUACUACAGGUUGUCCGACCAUGUACCCAACACAUGAAAUCUUACACAGAAAACUGCCAAUGUACCCUUAAAAUCCCGCAAAUGUACGAUACGUUUACGCUUAAAAUAAAUCUAUAGAAUUAUCUAUUGUGGUUGCAUUUAACGAUAAGUGGUGCCUACAGGAACCUUUACAGUUAGGGCGGGUACAUAAUAAAUUAUUUUCGGUCAACGGAAUCAUCAAACUGUGUCAUCUUUGACCUCGGGGGUGCACCUACUUAAAUAGGCUAAAAAUCUGUCCGCCGAGCUCACGAAUAAAAUGUUAUCCACUCAAGAUAUUCUAUUUUAGAAAGUCCCGAGAGGCAUUGAAUUAGGGAAUGGAAGAAAUAUGGCGUCGACUCUCUGGCUAAGUCUGAGCAAUUUGCAUUCAGUCGGGUCAGAAAGUGGUACUUCAGACGUUUUGCAAAGGGAUGGGUAUUCAAAUGGCUACCUUUCCCAGCUAGGGAAAUGUCCAUCGUUUCAGGGGUGGUCCUGUGGGUGUGAAUUU
Molecule: messenger RNA, 2604 nt
Organism: Acanthaster planci (crown-of-thorns starfish)
Lineage: Eukaryota; Metazoa; Echinodermata; Asteroidea; Valvatida; Acanthasteridae
Source: RefSeq, a predicted model, not a curated record